UGCGGGGUUGAGGGCCCUGAUGGUCAAGCAAAAGGAACCGUUUUCUUCGGAGUCAAAAAAAUGCCGCAGGAGUUGCGAGUGGUUUGCUGUUUUGAAUGUAGAAAAUAUCAGUCCGACAUAGUGAAAAAAUCGAAAAAAUGGACCUGCAAAAUGUGCGGUGCUAAACAGUCGCUCAUCAAGGAAUACAUACGCGGUUCGGGUCGGGAAUGUCGGCUGAUGGUGCAGCAGCUGAGCGUAAGUUCGCAAAAGAUGGACCAAUCCGAAAGAGAUGUAGCAGAGCUAGUGCUGACAGGUAAGAUGGAACCACCUUUGAUUGAGAACUCAAUCCGAGAGGAAUCGGAACGAUUGGUGGCUAAUCGCAAUCAAGCACCAGAUAUGAAAAAGGAUAAUAGUUUCAGUAAAUGGGAAAGUUUCUGCUCGAAGACAGAUGACGAAAAAUGUGACGAUAACAUGCAAGUAAAGGUUCAAGAGAGAUCGUUGUGCAAUUGGGUUAGAGGUGAAAAAAAUAUCCUCAGGGUGGACGAUAAAAAAACAGAAAAUUCCGCUCCAUCAGAACCUAGAAAUGCCUUUGAAAGUUCAGGCUCUACGUCAAGAUUGAAACCACUUGCAGAUUUCCAUAGAAUGAGUCAACAGGAUAAAAAACAUUUCAAAUGGCAACCUAAAACUAAAUUUGAUACCAAUCCUAAAUCUAUUCCUUCCGAGGUAAGAGUUAGUUGCACUAAUAUUAAUAACGAUGAACCACUGGUCACAUCUAAGCCCAAACCACACUCGUUUUUGAAGGAACAAUCCUCCAUAGAGCCUAAUAUAAAUGGUGCUUCUGCAAAAAGGCAAUCAUGUGUUAAAGAAUUCCAUGUUACUCAAAUUCCUUUGAUGAGCUUUGCAAAGAAAUCGAAAUGGUCGGAUUCCGGUUCUUCAGAAUCACAGGAAACUAUGCAAUCAAAUAUUGAAGCAUCCGGUUCACUCUCACAACAGCAAAUACCACCAGACUCUGCUUCCAAAUGGAGCAAAUUUAUUUCACAUACCAUGCAAGAAACCGAAGAAUAUGAUUAAUAAGCCGUUGCGUGUCUUACAGAAUGUAUUAAAGUCAUCUCGAGCAAUUAUUUUAAAAUACAAAAAAGUAAAUAACCAGUACGAUAA
Messenger RNA from Armigeres subalbatus, 1137 nucleotides. RefSeq lists its product as uncharacterized. Gene Ontology annotation, biological process: mitotic G2 DNA damage checkpoint signaling. Lineage: Eukaryota; Metazoa; Arthropoda; Insecta; Diptera; Culicidae. Gene Ontology annotation, cellular component: nucleus. The coding region runs from base 61 to 1050 and encodes 329 amino acids. The transcript has 2 exons. The record is from RefSeq and is a predicted model, not a curated record. Gene Ontology annotation, molecular function: chromatin binding.